Molecule: messenger RNA, 2208 nt
Organism: Diorhabda carinulata
Lineage: Eukaryota; Metazoa; Arthropoda; Insecta; Coleoptera; Chrysomelidae
Exons: 3
Coding region: 792-2135 (447 amino acids)
Source: RefSeq, a predicted model, not a curated record
CUAAUGUGUGGUAGUUUGAAUGUGCCAGUUUACCUUAAGAUUUAUAUAUAUUUUACAUAAUUCUUUGCAAAGCAUAUGCGUUAAUUAAUUGACAGUGAUUCAUCCUCGACGAGGAAAUAUAUGUUAACGUUAUUAUUAAACGGGUGUUGUACUGGUUUAAAUGAAAUAAUCUUGUAAUUAAUUUUAUUUGGUUGGUUUUAUUCAAUUUUAAGAUCGAGCUUAACUUUAUUUAAAAAUUGGUUUGAAUGAAAGAAAAGAACUUUAACCUUGGACUCAUCCUAAUCCGAAUUGAAAAUCUCAAUUUGUUAAAUUGUCUCAAAAUAAAAAAAUGUCGUAAAUUACCGAUCUGGACGACCUUUGGUUCUUUAAAUAUGUGAAGGUCUCCCAAGAGAGAUAUACUAAUUGAUAAAAAUUAAGUAUCAUCAGUGUUAUAUAAACUGGUUUCAUCUAAUUAUUAUUAGAUGUAAAAAAAUAAACAGUAAAUUUUAUUUAAAAUAAAAACUGGAUCGCAACAAGGAUUCUUGGAUAUCGUUGACGUUAACCUUAAAACAAAAUUUAUGUGUUUCGGUAACUAGUUACCGUCUUCAGAUAAUAUAAACUGUGAAGAUGAUAAACAACUACUGGAUGCUAUUUAUAAGAUUUUAGAAAUUUAUUGUGGUGCUAAAGUUUUAUACAACGUUUUUAAUGGAUCACGGAACCGGCCUGGGAGUACCACAACUGGGGGAAGAGCAGACGAUUUAUAUUAAUUACGUAAAAGUGAUUAUAGAAAUGUCCGCAAUUGACAAAAAUAAAUGAAGAUUUUAGCUAUAACAGUCGCUACAAGAGCUGAAUGCCUUUCUUCUAACGUGCCUCGUCGAAAUACCGAGAAGUCGAUUCCAUUUGAAACGUCAAAUAUUAAUGAUGGAAUUAUUCCAACCACCACUACACCCAUAGAACUAAAUAGCGCGUUCGUUUCAUCGACUCCCUCACCUCUCGGAUUCCGAAGCGAAUAUGUAUCAACUCUAAAUCAAAAUAGUGAAUACGGCGACUCUAAUCCCGCACUAAAUCUUCAAAAUCCGAAUUUCAAUACCUUUUUGGUGCCCCAAUUCGUCUCCGGUAAUCCUCGAUUAAUAAACAUCGACACGAACUCGAAUAGCUUCGCGCAACAAAUCCCUCAGAGGUUAGGAGACUACAAUUCAGUAACGAUAGAAAGUACCACCAGCGGCGGUUCUUUAAAUGACGCAUUCGGGAUAUCGGAAGAUGUAAUUGAAACACAAAAACCGGAAAAGAGUAUUUAUUUUUUCGUCGCCCCUAGGGAAUUGGAACCUAUUCGACCUAGAAUACAAUUUCAAAAAAACAAAAAAAAAGUGAACGUAGUAUUCAUAAAAGCUCCAUCCGCCCCAUCUUUAGGCACCAUCGAAGUUACCGCGCCGGCGCAAGAGUCGCCGGAAAAGACCAUCGUAUACGUUUUAGUGAAAAAACCGGAAGAACAACAAAAAAUUAUUGUUAAACCCGCCCCGGUAGUUAAACCUAGUAAACCAGAAGUUGUUUUCAUAAAAUAUAAAGACGAAGAAGAAGCACAACAACAUAUAAAUAAGGUGCAAGCUCAACACGACGCUUAUAUAAAAAAUCAGGAAGUUGGACAAGAAAUAUUGAACGCGAGACCUAGUGGAGAAUAUAUUCCGAAUUUACAAGUAAAUGAUUUCGGUACCACCACCGAAUCAACUUAUCAAACGGAGGAGAACGAAGUCAAUCAAGGUCCUCAACAAUACUUCUCAAAUUAUAGAUUCGACAACGUCCCGUUGGAAUAUACCACUACCACAAUAGCACCACCACCAGUUCAAUUCCAAACGGCACAGCAACAAUUGAUACCAAAUUAUAAUCCCGUACAACAAACCGAUUCACCCGUAGAUGACGUCACUCAAAGAAAAUCUUUCAAUUACGCGCCGUUGACUUACACAACUUCGACGCCACAAGUUUCGGUCAACGAAUUUACCAAUAAUGAAAAUGUAAAUAACGUUAUCGCGAUUGGUAAUAAGCAGUCAUCGGUAACAACUUCAUCACCAUUCAAAAGAUCGUGGGUUUCUUCGAAUAAAUCACCAAGAAUAGGAAGACCCAAUAUAUCGAAUUUCCAUUUGUUUUUCAAUAAAAUGUGAAUUAUUUAACAUAUUAAUAUACUUUGGUAACAUUUUGUGUUUCGUUAUAUAAAUAAAUUUAUUUUAAUAAUAA